Messenger RNA from Penicillium robsamsonii, 1398 nucleotides. RefSeq lists its product as uncharacterized. The coding region runs from base 1 to 1398 and encodes 465 amino acids. The transcript has a single exon. The record is from RefSeq and is a predicted model, not a curated record. Lineage: Eukaryota; Fungi; Ascomycota; Eurotiomycetes; Eurotiales; Aspergillaceae.
AUGGAGGAGGGGAGCACCUGGCAGCAAGUGCGUACCUACGCUGACCAUCUCGGUCAUCGCGUAGUGCUUGAGGAGUACAUGGUGCCAGACCCAGAACCCGGCCACCUGGUUCCUAUCCAGGUUUAUAGCCUUGUCCCCCUGGAUGAUGACCACGAAAAGCUACGGGAAUACCUGAUGCAAACUUUCUGCAAUGAUGAGGUCCUGCCUAUGUUUGAGAUUUAUUCAUACCGCCCGCCCGACGCCUUCGCCUGUAUUGAACAUAACCGCUUUGAAAUCGCUCGCCGUAAGCAGCAACACCGGUCAGGGGUUGAAAAUGCACCCCCGCUGAUUCCGAAAUUUACCGGUUGUUCCGAUAAGUCGAUUCCUAUAGGGUUUUGUGUCCUAGUCCGGUCGCAUAGCUAUCGACUGGGCGAAACCGACUCAGAUGAGCUUGCUGAGGCGGGUGAAGGCCCAGAUAUGCUCUACUUUAACCGCUCGUUUUCCAGCACGCGCAGUGAUGUUGAUGAGACGCAACGUUCAGAUGAGUACGGUAAUCCCUCGCCAGAAGCAUUUGAGUUAGCCACCGAGCGCAUCAAGAAUCAGAAUGACGUCGGGGAUAUUGUCGUACUUAAUAUGUUUGGUAACGUCGGUCGCGCCGGGGCGACGCGAGACGCCUUAGACAUAGACGAGGGUGAGCCUCCUAGCUCGGAUAUGUUAUCAGAAGAGCAAAUCCGCGGCCAACUUAGCCAGGAAAGUGCAGUUAGCGGCUUCUCUCUUGAUCCCGCAUACCGGGUUACUCGGGAUUCCGAUGUUAUAACGAUCAGCAAUACCCCUAAGGGAAACCUCUCUGAUAUUCAAUACAUUAUCCAUGCGCUUUUUCUCGGCUCUAUCCGCGAUAUAGCAGGGUCCACCCUUUUAGAAAGCACAGCGCGCCUCUUCACAGCAUCGAUUGUCUCUCGCCUCCCGGCCAAUAAAACCAUCACGUUUAAGUUCUUUAUCCCAAAGUCCCCUACUUGGGCGGCUAUCCGCCCCGCUCAAAGUGAAGUUAUUGAAGUUCUAUCCUCUCAACCAACCCACGAAGAGAACCGAGAAGAUCCCUUCCUAAUCGGCGCCCUACACACCUUCUAUGCGGGCAACGAACAAUCCCCUAUAACAUGCCGCAUGACGCCUCAACGCAGCGACGCGUAUUUAUCCCGGACAGAAAACCAGUCCUGGACCCCAUAUCGUCUGUUCACAGUUGUGCUCGAUCGCGCCAAGUUUGUGUCCGAGGCUGGAAUUUAUUUCUAUAAGGCGUACUGGGAUUCGACUACAGAUCUGGACCCCUACGCAGAGGAUGCUCCCCAUGAUACGGACGUUGUGCGUGGCGUGGACUUGAGUACGACUGCCGGACGGUUGGGGCUGGUGGUUUUUGACAGGUAA